Messenger RNA from Geodia barretti, 1467 nucleotides. NCBI's taxonomy places the organism in Eukaryota, Metazoa, Porifera, Demospongiae, Tetractinellida, Geodiidae. The record is from the annotation of a GenBank genome assembly.
UGGAGAACUUCGAAAUACAACGUGGACAUAUACAGACUGCGAUGCUACCUGGCCUCCCUACAAGGCUCAGAACUGCCCAACCCCCAGACACUCCUGGCGUCCAUUGCCAGACCAACCAAACUGGCUCUGGGGAAACUGGGCGUGUUCUCCGUGGCCUCACUCCAUGCCAUCGUCAGUGCUCGCAGUAUUCCAUCGUCCACCUCAAACUAUGGCUCCUUCAAGUUCAGUAGAAGUGGCAAGGCACCCCUCUCCCCAACUAGUGGUAAAUGGAAAAGUCACAAGAACAAGAUGUUCCAGAGGAUGGCGACAGAUAAGAGGUCUUCACUGAGGAGUAUGGAGAUAUCAGGACCUUAUCCCAUGCUACCACCGUCAGCACUCCACUCUCUCGCUCAGUCCUACUCUGAAAUGGAGGAGACAACGGAUACAGAUGCCCCGCCUUCUUUUUCUCAUGAACCAAUCUCCCCACUGUCCCCGGUGAUAAAGAUCUUCACCCCCGGCAACAGGGUCGUCUCGGUCCCUCACCGUGACAACACCACAAUCACUGACAUCCUCCAUGCCGGCUGCAGGGUAAGACAGUUGGAGUCUAGGGACCACUUCAUUCGACUGAGAAACGAGAGAGAAGAUGGAGGAUUUGAGUGUGAAAUUCCUGGACCAAAUGAGUUGUUACGAGAUCAGGAGUACACUCAUCUGGAGAUGUGUCAGAAGUGGACUCACACGGUCUUUCUCUCUCAGCCUGACAUUCAAAACUGCACCACCACUGCCUUUGGUCUGAUGCUGGAACCGGUAUGGGACGUGGGUGGGAACAGACUGGAGACGGUACUGGUGAGCCGAGUGGAGGAAGGGGGUGUGGCAGAUCGGUGUGGGGUGUGGGAGGGUGACGAGAUGGCGAGGAUGAACGGGAGGAGUGUGAGGGAGGCCGGAUGGGUUGGCACCCGGAGCUCACUGGACGCUCCCACAGUUUCCCUAUCACUCAAGACCUGCCACAUCGAGAUGCCCGUCUCGGAACUGACCAAUCAGAUUGUGGAGAGCCUCAUAUGCCCUGCCCCUCCCUCGUCCAACACUGAGCUCUCACAGGAGGCCAUUCAACAGCUCACUGUACCAACUCCAGCCAGAGAUGACACGGAGAACUCCAAUAAAAGCUACAGCGGAAGUGUCUCACGAGAGCAGAUCAACUCCCUUCUCAAGGACUCAAGUGAGCUGUCAAAGCUGCUGAAGAGUUGGGACGUCCAGAGAGUGAGAGAAGAGAGAGCGACGACCUGGACCACGGAGGACAGACUGAGAAAGAGUGCCCAAGACCUUCUGGACACUGAGAGAGACUACGUCAGGUUGCUGCACGUGUUAGUGGAGACAGUACCUGGAGCCCCUGCAAUCAGAGCCAAUCCUCUCCCCAGACGACCUGGCAGCUCUGGAGGGAAACACUGUGGAAGUGUUGGAGUUCCAGACCAAGUUUCUCCAGGGACUAGAGGU